AUGGAGUUCAUGGGCACCGAAACUAUUGACGAUUUUUUCAGCGGGCAGGCUGCUGCAUUGGCUGGUGGGACCACAAUGCAUAUCGAUUUUGUUAUUCCAGUGAAUGGGAGUUUAUCCGCAGGCCUGGAGUCUUAUGUGAAAAAGGCAGAAAGAUCGAUCACCGAUUAUGGUUUCCACAUGGCAAUAACUAAAUGGGACGAAACCGUUUCAAGGGAAAUGGAAGUUAUGGUCAAGGACAAAGGGAUUAAUUCCUUCAAAUUUUUCUUGGCCUAUAAGGGUUCGCUAAUGAUCAAUGAUGACCUUCUGAUCGAGGGGUUCAAGAGAUGCAAAUCUCUUGGUGCCUUGGCCAUGGUUCACGCGGAGUAUGGAGAUGCAGUAUUUGAAGGGCAAAAGAGAAUGAUUGAACUUGGCAUUGUGGGUCCUGAGGGUCAUGCUCUUUCAAGGCCACCAGUGCUAGAGGGUGAGGCCACUGGUCGAGCUAUACGUUUGGCAGGUUUCGUGAACACUCCUCUGUAUGUUGUCCAUGUCAUGAGCAUUGAUGCGAUGGAAGAAAUAGCUAAAGCUCGAAAAUCAGGUUCAGCCUUACCAAUUUUAGCUGGUUACAUAUCCCAACCUGCAGUGGCUUCUCACAUUUUGUAUUACACUCUGUGCCAUAUUUUUAUCCCUUAA
Striga hermonthica is the source of this 669-nucleotide messenger RNA. NCBI's taxonomy places the organism in Eukaryota, Viridiplantae, Streptophyta, Magnoliopsida, Lamiales, Orobanchaceae. The record is from the annotation of a GenBank genome assembly.